CCUAUUCUCCAAUAACUCCCAUGCGUGAAUGUAAUUGGAACCCUUAAAUUCUAAUGCACUUAUGACUUUUAAAGCGCUACCACUCACGGAUGACUUUAAAUAAAAGUAAAUGAAAAAAUAAAUGAAACUAUAUGGAUGAAGCAUAACUAGGAAUAACUACAUAAUUAGUUAUUUUUAGGUGACGUGCUGGAAAUCGAACCUGUCAUCAGGUAGAGAGAGUAGGUAACUCUGUAAGACCACUUUAACCACAAUAGCAUUAGAAGGCACGUGUCAGACCAUUGAAAGCUGAUUAAAAAGCCAAUGACAAGUAACUACUCAGCAUCAAAGUAACUACGCUUGAUAAAAUAAUUAUGCAUAUUAAUCGGUGUAUUUGUCUAGACUACUCAUAAAGUUUAUAAGAGCGUCCAAUUAAGAACAACAGCGAUAGCAAAUUAUUUAAAAACUGCUACUAAUUUAAUAGUGAAUGUGUUGUGUAUUUUGUUUUGUGUCUCUUAAAGUUAAAAUAAUCAGUUAAUCAGUAUGCAAGAUGACAAAAUUGGGGAUGCCGAAAAAGUUACAUUUGAAGAAGCCCUCAGUAAAACAGGAUUCGGCGCAUACAGCUACAUGUUAACAUGCCUGGCUGGAGUGGCGAUAAUAUCGUUAGCGUGUAUCUUCUUCAGCAGCACCAUCAUUGCGCCCGUCAGCGCCUGCGACCUUCAGACCACUAGCGCUCAGCAGGGCAUGCUGGUGGCUGGGCCUAUUGUUGGGGCCAUACUGGGUGCCAUCGUAUGGGGCUACUGGGCGGACCAGCACGGCCGGAGACGCACCCUCAUCUUGUCAUUGCUCUUGGGAGCAGCAAUCAACAUGGUAUCCAGCUUGUCGGUGGACUGGGUGAUGCUGCUGGUGUUGCAGUUUAUUGCUUCUUUGAUGAUCGCAGGGCAGUACUCACUGGCAAUGACUCUUCUAAGUGAAUGUGUGCCGAUAGAUCGCCGAACCAUCGUCGUGAUGAUGGUCUCCAGUAUUUAUCUUCUGUCGCAGGGAACCAUGGCUGUUUUAGCCAUGCCAAUAAUACCGUUAAGCUUCUCCUUCUACCUGCCUUAUCUGGACAUCCAAUUCAACUCCUGGCGACUCCUGCUAGUCAUCUACUCCGUGCCCAGUGUGCUAACCGCCGUCUGGCUCUACUUCAUGCAAGAGAGCCCCAAGUUCGUGUAUUCGAAGGGGAGAGAGCAGAAGGCGUUGCAGAUUUUGAAGAUUAUUCAUGGAAUAAACAAUAGAAGAUCUCUUCAAGAAUAUCCAGUAAAAUGUCUGACUAGACGAAGGUCUCACACUGAAGGGGCGGUUACUACAGUCAACCAUAUAACACCGCUGUUUCGGAAACCUCUGCUGAAGUACACCAUCAUCAUGAACCUGCUCUUCCUAUUAGACCAACUUUCAGCCUUCAAAGUGUGGCUUCCGACAAUAGCGAAUCAUUUCAUGCAGACUUCCCACACUGGAAAUGGAACUCAUCUCACCCUGUGCGACAUCAUAGCUACCAGCGUCAAGGACUCAGAGGAUGUGAGUAUCAGCCUCCUACUAAAGAAUAUGAUAGCUUAAGCAUAAAAUACAAACAUGUUUGUGAAAUUAACCAGGGAAU
Messenger RNA from Ostrinia nubilalis (European corn borer), 1612 nucleotides. RefSeq names its product synaptic vesicle glycoprotein 2C-like. Bases 520 to 1572 code for a protein of 350 amino acids. The transcript is spliced from 7 exons. The record is from RefSeq and is a predicted model, not a curated record. NCBI's taxonomy places the organism in Eukaryota, Metazoa, Arthropoda, Insecta, Lepidoptera, Crambidae. Gene Ontology annotation, molecular function: transmembrane transporter activity. Gene Ontology annotation, biological process: transmembrane transport. Gene Ontology annotation, cellular component: membrane.